Gavialis gangeticus (Gharial) is the source of this 2693-nucleotide messenger RNA. RefSeq names its product nyctalopin (gene NYX). The annotation marks the transcript as partial. The record is from RefSeq and is a predicted model, not a curated record. Gene Ontology annotation, cellular component: plasma membrane. Gene Ontology annotation, molecular function: protein binding. The transcript has a single exon. NCBI's taxonomy places the organism in Eukaryota, Metazoa, Chordata, Crocodylia, Gavialidae.
GUGGCUCUGGUGCUUUUCCUUCUUCCAGUUAUCCUUUGUGUCCCUUGCAUCCAAGCAGUGUGGGCCUGCGUGCGCUCCUGCCCCACCAACUGCACGUGUACCCAGGAGCGGAGCUGCUCUGUCCUGUGCGAUCGUGCCGGCCUCGUUCAGAUCCCCAGUGAGUUCCCCUGUGAAGCAUCCUCUAUCAACCUGGAUAAAAACAGCAUUAAAUUGCUCUCAGAGAGAGCUUUCGGCACCCUGCCUUCCCUCAAAUCCCUGUCGCUCAACCACAACAAUAUUUCUUUCAUCACUCCUGGAGCUUUCAAGGGGCUGCCCAGCUUAACCGAGCUUAAAAUGGCCCACAACGAAUACAUCCGCUACCUGCACACUCGGACGUUCACCCCUCUCAAAAGGCUCAUCAAACUGGACCUGGCUGACUGCAAUCUGUUCAACAUCCCAGAUAGGAUUUUUAUAGAUCUCCCAGCCCUGCAGGAGCUCUUCUGUUUUCAGAACAAUUUCAGAAGGAUCCCAGGGGCUAUAAGGGGCAUGGAGAAUUUGACCCACAUUUACUUAGAGAGAAACAGGAUAGAAGCUGUAGCCUAUAAUUCUCUCCAGGGCUUGACCAGGCUGAAGUACCUUAAUCUCCAGGACAACAGAAUAAAUGUCAUUCAUGACCGAGCGUUUCAGGAUUGCCAGAAAAUGGAAUACCUUUACCUGAAUGACAACUUACUUAGUGACUUCCCAGAAAACUCCUUCAGUGGGCUGAGGCAUCUGAAAAUGCUCAGUCUUGGUGGGAAUUUUCUCAGGAAUGUGUCCCACACCUGGUUCCAGGAUCUGGUUGAGCUGGAAAUUCUCCACUUGGACAGAAACAGGAUCAGCUACAUCGAAGAAGGAGCUUUUGAAAACUUAACCAGUCUCGUCUCGCUGCAUUUGAACAGCAACGACCUGAGCACCCUGCCUUUCUCUGUCUUCCAGCCAGUCUAUUUCCUGGGCAGGCUCUAUCUUUUCCGCAACCCUUGGGAGUGUGACUGCAGGCUUGAAUGGCUGAAAGAGUGGAUGGAGAACUACAGACUCGUCAGGGAUAUUCCUUGUGCCUCCCCAUCUUCAGUAGCUGGGAUUGACUUGAUGGAUGUACUUUUUGAUAGGUCACCAGAAGGCUACUGUCUAGACCCAGCGGAGUUAAAUGUCACUUCCUACAGUCCCACCCCAACGCAGGAAUCUCACUCUACCACAGAAAGCAAGUUCAGCAGCCUUAUCUCUAAGCUUCUGCUCCAGGAAGGGCCUCCUGGGGAGGUGUCAAACACCACUGAAGUGUUCACCAACACCACCCAGUUGGAUGGAUUGGCUGAUGGGGUUUCCUCAGGGGUAGGAGGAUACCAUGCUACAUCUAUCACCUGUUUUUUUCAGCUUCUGCCACUCACUGCAGCUCAAGCAGCGAUUGUUCUGCAGGCUAAAUAAUCCCUGAGUCCCUUGGGCACAGUGGUAUGUAGGAAGUCUGUAACAUGUAGCUACUAGAGGAGAGUUUCUGCUGCUGGGUUUGGAUGUGGAUUUGGCCCCACAUCUUCCUCACAGUUCAAGGGCUGCUUGGAUUUGAGGUUUUGGCAUGGGUCUCUCCUGGGGAGCUGUAUAAUUUUCUUGAGGCAAGGUAUUGCUCUUAAAUAUCUGAAAGCCCCAUGUCCACUGUCAGAGUUCAAUAGCAAAGAGUUUGUGCACACAGGCAUCUUUGGACCAGCUGAUUUCCUCUUCUAGCUGUGAAUUGGAAGAGUCUCCUUAUCAAGACAAACCUGAAUCGUUUAUUCACUUAGGACCGUUCCUGGGCUGAAAUUCAGGGCUGAAUUUCCAUUGGCAUUCAUGGAAGUAGGACUGGGCUGUAAAAUAUGAACCUUUUUUGAGGAUCAUUAGGGCCUGAUCCUCUGCUUGUGAUGUGUGACACUGGUGCAGUUCUGCUGACCACAGUGGAGCUACAUAGUGAUGAAAAGUAAACAGCCUGGGAGCCUGUGCUAAAAUCUAUGGCUUAUUAUCCACUUGGAAAUUGCAAUUGGGAAGAAAAUAAUGCUUUUGAUGGGGCCACAAUCAGGAGUUUCUCAUCACUGCUUUAGAUCAGGGCUGUCCAAGUGUUUGCCCAUGGGGUUAAAUUGCAGCAGGUGUUGCCAGCACAGCUGCUGGCAUUGCUCCACUGGUGUGGCUCUAGAAUCCAGAGGGUGAAUGCUGCUGCUGCUUGCCCCCCAAACCCUUUGCUCACUACUGAAUUUGUAGGGUCUUUGGUCUGCAUUAGUGACUGAAACUGGUGGCAGGGGAAGGGGAGGGGAGCAGCAGUGACGUUCACCCUGCUGGGUUCUGGAGCUGUGCUAAUGCAGCGGCUCUGGCAGUUGUGCUGCAAAGCUGGUGCGCUGACGCUGGAGCUGCAAGGAGCUCUGUGGUCCAGAUCUGACAUGCAGGGCCACAUGAGUUGGACACCCCUGACCAGCUCAUGUACAGGAGAUCCAUCCAAAGUUUUCAUGAAGACAGUUUUCUGUCAGAAACUGUCAUUUCAACAAAAUUGAUAUUUUUUGCUAAAUUGUAUUUAGACAUGAGUUCCUGCAAAAAAAGAAGUGUAGCCCAGGUAUACCCAGGGUAUGUACUCCCCUUUCUGAUGAAAGGAGAUUGUCAGUAGGUAGAGGUGCUGUGGGAGAGAACUGCAAGCUAAGUACAGUCUCCCCACUCCCUACAGAGCC